This is a messenger RNA of Wallemia mellicola CBS 633.66, 432 nucleotides long. RefSeq lists its product as hypothetical. Bases 1 to 432 code for a protein of 143 amino acids. The record is from RefSeq and is a predicted model, not a curated record. The transcript is spliced from 4 exons. NCBI's taxonomy places the organism in Eukaryota, Fungi, Basidiomycota, Wallemiomycetes, Wallemiales, Wallemiaceae.
AUGACAGAGAGUGAGAGAAACGCAACCUCUACAGACACUCAGGAAGUGUCUGCUCAGGAGAAUGAGAGACGCCUUAAAGAUCUCAACAAGUCGGAUAAAGACACAUCCAAACUGUUGAAAAAGUCUGAAAAGGAUUACAAAAAUGCAGAGAAGCAUUUAAGGGAUGCAGAAAAGGCGGAAAGUCAAGCGACCAAGAACAUCGACAAGACAAUGAAAGAACAACAGAAAGCAGAAAAGAAAAAGAUCGAUGCAGAAGCUCAAUUCAACAGAGCGAACAUGUUCUCAGAUAACGCCAAGAAGGAACUCGAUCAGGCUAAAGAGUUGCACGAGAAGCGUAAAGCUGAAUUUGAGCAAAUAACAACUGAUCGACAAAAUGCACGAGAGAGACGUAAUCGCGUCGAACAAGAACUUAAUAAACGUAAAUCUGGUUAA